Zophobas morio is the source of this 214-nucleotide messenger RNA. RefSeq lists its product as uncharacterized. Lineage: Eukaryota; Metazoa; Arthropoda; Insecta; Coleoptera; Tenebrionidae. The transcript has a single exon. The coding region runs from base 1 to 189 and encodes 62 amino acids. The record is from RefSeq and is a predicted model, not a curated record.
AUGGGGAUGAAAGUGAACCACAAAAACUACCAACUCAAGUUGAUAGAUCAUAUGUAUAACCAGAUUCCGGCAUUCACGGAUGUUUUCACGGAGGAGACUUUUUAUAUGACCGUGGUGGCCAUCGUUCUGAGCACUAUAAUUUUCGUGUUUAUUGUUUCUCGGUAUGUUACCAUUAAACCUGUAGAAUAAGCAAAUAAAUAAAUUUUAGAUUGUU